Molecule: messenger RNA, 2898 nt
Organism: Salvia splendens (bonfire salvia)
Lineage: Eukaryota; Viridiplantae; Streptophyta; Magnoliopsida; Lamiales; Lamiaceae
Product: receptor-like protein 7
Exons: 5
Coding region: 1-2898 (965 amino acids)
Molecular function (GO): protein binding
Source: RefSeq, a predicted model, not a curated record
AUGGCUCUCACAUGCAAGUAUAACUCUUUGCUCUUCCUCAUCUUUCUAGCCUUUGCCUCACAAUAUUCACACGGACGCAGCAGCAGCACGCACCGGUGCCUCAACGAUCAGGCAGCAUCACUGCUGCAGCUGCAGAAGGAUGUCCUCAGCCACAACUCCUCCACUGUCACGUCUGAUGAUAACUCAUCGAUGAAGGUGACAAAAUGGGACAACGAAACCGACUGCUGCUCCUACAGCAGCCUCUCAGGUGACAUCGAUGCCAUAUUCAAUCUUCGCCACCUCCAGCGUCUCAAUCUGGCUGGCAACAACUUCCAGCUUACUCCAAUUCCUUCAGGUUUCGAGAGGCUCUCGAACUUAACUCACCUGAAUCUCUCCUUUUCCUGCUUCUCUGAUCAAGUUCCAGCCGGGAUUUCCAGUUUAGUGAGGCUUGAAUCCCUUGAUCUCUCCACGGUCUUCUUCUGUGAGCUGCCCCCGACUUUCAAUGAUCCGGACUACAACCACAUAUUUGCUUUUGAGGAGAAACGUAGGCUGAGGCUCGAGAAACCAAAUCUUGAGUCCUUUGUUAGAAACAUGAGCGCACUAACAGAGCUCAACCUUGAUUAUGUUGAUCUUUCAGCUCAAGGCUCGAGCUGGUCUCAAGCGCUGUCUGUGCUUCCUAACCUCAAAUUCUUGAGUUUGUCAAACUGCAAGCUCUCGGGUCCCAUCCACACCUAUUUUCAAAAUCUCAAGUCUUUAAACACUCUCAAGCUUCACAGCAACAAUCUCUCCUCUGAGGUGCCCCAUUUUCUAGUCAGUUUUUGGGAUUUGCGAGUGUUGAAUCUCGCUUCAACCCAACUUUAUGGGAACUUUUCUCCCAAUGUUUUCCUGCUACCAAGAUUAGAAGCCAUUGAUGUGAGCAGAAAUCCUUCCCUUUCAGAUUUGCUUCUCUACACCUGCAACUUUUCCGGUCUGAUCCCACCAUCAUUUGCAAACCUCACCAGUGCAACUGAAGUAGACAUAAGCUUUAAUAGCAUCGAGGGCCCAAUCCCGAGUUUCAGGUCUAGCAGUCUCCAAAAACUUCAACACCCCCGUUUAUCUUUCAAUCGCCUCACUGGCUCCAUUGAUCCUCAUACUUUCACACUUCCAUCCCUGAAAGUUCUGUACUUGAACGAUAACCGUUUGUGUGGAGAACUGGGGGAAUUUUCAUCCUCCUCUUCAGUACUAGAGAAGGUGUAUCUGAAUGGCAACAAUCUGAUUGGUGAAAUACCAACGUCAAUGAGUGAGAUAACAAGUCUCACUUAUCUUUCACUUGCCAGUAACAGAUUCACCGGCUCCGUGAAGCUGGAGGCUUUCAAGCAUCUCAGCAACUUAACGAGCCUCGACCUUUCUUUCAAUAGCUUAAACAUCAAAAACGAUGAUCCAGAUUUGAUAUUUCCAAGCCUGGAUGAACUAAAGUUGAGCAGAUGCAACUUGACGGAGUUCCCAAUUUUCCUCAAGAAACAGGAACAGCUGAGGACUCUGAAUCUUUCAAACAACCGAAUCCAAGGGCAUAUUCCUGACUGGUUGUGGACUGGCUAUCUAAAUGAGCUGGAUCUUUCAGACAACGAGGUUGACUUUCCGAGGGAAUCUAGUCAAGUAAACACCACAUUUUCUCUAUCAUUAGGUAUACUGGCGAUGAGAUCCUGCUCUGUUUUCAAGUUUCCGAAGUUUCUGCAGCUGCUAGAUGGCCUAUGGUACCUCGACCUCUCCCGAAACAAAAUAAAGGGACAAGUACCCAACUGGAUUUGGAAGAGCACACUUCAAUACGUCCUCCUUUCACGUAACAGUCUUGAAUCUAUGGAAGAGUUCCUCCCCAAUGUCUCCUUGACUUCAUUGACGACCCUUGAUCUUCGAAGCAAUCUGCUUCAGGGAUCACUUCCGAGUGGGAUCUGCAAUAUGAGCAGCCUCUCCAUUCUUGAUGCUUCUCAGAAUCACCUAAGUGGAUUGAUCCCCGAAUGUCUAGGCUUGAUGUCCAACCUAACUGUCUUAAACCUGCAGGGGAACAAAUACCGGAAAAUCCCACCGGAGUUUGCAUUAGCCAGCAGCCUGAGGUCUCUGAAUAUCAACAACAAUCUCUUGGAAGGGAAACUGCCGCGGUCAUUAGAAAACUGCAAAAUGCUCGAGGUGUUGGAUCUUGGGAAAAACAUGAUCACAGAUGUGUUUCCCUUCUGGUUAGAGAAACUUCCCAACUUGAGAGUUCUGGUCUUGAGGAACAACAAUCUCCACGGUCAAAUACAACUUCCAAGGAGAAAUUUCUCUCUCCCGAAACUGGGGAUAAUCGACCUAUCCUUCAACCAGUUCACUGGAGAUUUGCCAGGAGAAUUCAUCAGCAGCCUGGAUGAGAUGCUGAUGAACAGAGAAAUCAAGUCAGCAAACCUGAAAACGAUAGGGCAAUAUAAGUACUAUCAAGAUUCAGUGACAAUCACGAGUAAAGGAAAACAGAUGGUGCUUGUGCGGAUACUGACCAUUUUCGUAUCUCUUGAUUUGUCCAACAACAGGUUCCAUUGCAAGAUCCCCGGCGAGAUUGGGAACCUGAAAUCACUGGUUGUCCUCAACUUGUCAAGAAAUGGUUUUGAUGGAAGAAUCCCUUCAUCGCUUGGGGACUUGGUAGAGCUUGAGUCCUUAGAAGGCUUGUACCAAAAGGAUACCAGUUCAAUACCUACACAAAUGACUCAUAUCUCGGGAACACUGGAUUGUGUGGAGAGCCACUGUCAAGAAGUUGCUCGGAGCCUACUGGAUCCGCGCUGCAACCUCCAUCACAGGGUGACGAGUCAAGAAAAGAGAGCUUAUUUGAUUGGAGAUUCGCAGGAUCAGAUUUCCAAUAUCAUGAAGGCCGUUUGCAACUCAAAAAGAAGAUCAGAAGACGAGAAAGGUCAUUAA